Messenger RNA from Talaromyces marneffei, 1395 nucleotides. RefSeq lists its product as uncharacterized. The transcript has 3 exons. Gene Ontology annotation, biological process: response to endoplasmic reticulum stress. Gene Ontology annotation, molecular function: protein-disulfide reductase activity; protein disulfide isomerase activity. Gene Ontology annotation, cellular component: endoplasmic reticulum lumen. NCBI's taxonomy places the organism in Eukaryota, Fungi, Ascomycota, Eurotiomycetes, Eurotiales, Trichocomaceae. Bases 1 to 1395 code for a protein of 464 amino acids. The record is from RefSeq and is a predicted model, not a curated record.
AUGCCACACCAUCUACAAUGGGCGCUGCUUGCCUCCCUGUUGGGAGGAGCAUCAGCUGCUGGACUAUACACUAAAAGCUCACCUGUGCUUCAGGUGGAUGCAAAGAACUUCGACUCACUAAUCAACAAGUCAAACCACACAUCAAUUGUAGAAUUCUACGCACCAUGGUGCGGUCACUGCCAAAACCUUAAACCCGCCUACGAAAAAGCCGCCAAAAACCUCGAAGGUCUAGCCAAAGUCGCGGCCAUCAACUGUGACGAUGACGAAAACAAACCGCUUUGCGGACAAAUGGGAGUUCAGGGCUUCCCAACCUUGAAGAUUGUGGUGCCUGGUAAGAAGCCCGGCAAGCCGCGUGUGGAAGACUACCAGGGCCAGAGAGCCGCAAAGGCUAUUGUCGAUGCGGUUGUUGAGAGGAUUCCGAACUAUGUCAAGAAACUCACAAACAAGGAUUAUGAGAGUUGGAUAGCGGCCGAUGAGUCUCCAAAGGCCUUGCUUUUUACUGAGAAGGGUACUACUAGUGCGCUCCUGCGUUCUUUGGCUAUUGAUUUCCUUGGAGGUAUCAACUUUGCGCAAAUCAGAAGUAAAGAAUCCAAGGCGGUUGAGCAAUUCGGCAUCACUUCGUUUCCAACCCUUAUUCUCCUACCAGCCGGAGGCUCGGAGCCAGUGGUAUACGAAGGCGAGAUGAAGAAAGCGCUCAUGCUCGAAUUCCUCAGCCAAGCUGCACAGCCCAAUCCCGACCCAGCUCCGGCCGUUCCGAAAAAGAAGUCGAGCUCGCCGAAGAAGCCUGCCUCAUCGUCAAGCUCGACCGUUGUAGACAGCGACAUACCCACAGACUUGCCAAGCCCAAAGGUAGAAAUACCACCAGAAGAAAAGCCAGUCAAGGUCCCAGUCAAGGUUCCCGAAGUCGCCCAACUCGCUACCCCUGAAGACCUAGAAGCAAAAUGCCUAAACUCGAAAUCAGGCUCCUGCAUUUUAACCCUUCUAGCAGAGACAGAGUCUCCAGAUACUGAGCUCCCUGCAUCUGCAAAAGAGGCUUUGUCCACCGUCUCAGAACUCUCACACAAAUUGACUGGCCAUCAUCUUCCCUUUUACAGUGUACCAGCAAUCAACUCGCACGCAAAGAUCCUACGAACUGAGUUAGGACUUUCCGAGACCAGCACUACGGAAAUCAUCGCGGUCAAUGGUCGACGAGGCUGGUGGCGUCAUUAUUCUUCUGAAGAUGGAUUCGGUCUCCACAGCGUCGAGAGUUGGAUUGAUUCGAUUAGACUCGGUGAAGGGUCGAAGAAUAAGUUGCCCGAAGGCGUGAUCAAGGCAGAAGAAGAAAAGGUCGAAGAAAAGGCAGAAGAGCCAGAAAAGGAGAAGGUAGAAAAGGAAGUGCCACAUGAUGAGCUUUAA